GAUCAUAAAAGUUAAAGAACUGCUAAUCAAAACAGACAAUGGCUAUGAAGAAUAUGGAUAUGAAUGAAUUUGAUAUUUAUUUGUUUAAUGUCCAUCAUAAUUCUAAAAAUGAGGGAACGCAGGAAGAUCGUAAUAAAGCUAUAGGUGAUGUUGUAGACUGGAUAAAAAAUGAGGAUAUUGUUGACACAACACUCCUCAUACUCUCAGAAGUAAAAACAAAGAAAGUAGCUGAAGAAUUAAUAGGAGAUAAAUGCACCAGUGAAACUAUUUGGAAAGAGGAUGCCAUAGUUCACAUGAUAGAUAAAACUGGUGAUAUUGAUUUUCAACGAAUUAAAGAUACAUUAAUAAUAAUGGAUAGCAUAAAGGAUUUUAAUGAACAACCUGAACUAACUACACUGGAUUGUGGUUAUUUGGUUUUACCAAAUAAUAAGCGAUUACUCGUCGUAGCAUGGCAUGGUCGUCAUAAAAAAAAAUCAAAGCAGAAACAUGCUGCAUUUGAUGACAUGGUUUUAUUAGUUGAAGAGAUCAGAAAGAAAUACGAAUGCUGCUCCGUUAUUAUAGGAGGAGACUUCAACAUGGGAAGUGAUGACUACCCCAGAAGGAGUAAGAGAUUAAGCAAAUAUGAUGGACACGUAUACGAUGAUUAUGUCUAUACAAGUAAACAAAACAAAUGCAUUGACUAUGUUGUAGCUUGGCCCAAGAAGAAUUUUGAACAAACGGCAAAAGGAGAUAAUGUUGAGAAUUUAAAACCUGGCCUAAUAAAAGAUCCAAAGAUUUUUGACCAUGAUAUUAUCAAGAUUAGAUUUCAACACAAGUUCAUCGAUCAGACUGAAAGUGACUUGUCAGCACGCUUGGAACAAUUGAAACUAGCAAGCGAUGAAACUAAUGGUUAAACAAUUAAGGGGGAUUGCGCAAUGUGAGAAAAGGGAUACAUUACUUGAAGUUUUAUAAAUCAGUUUAUUAUAAAAUAAUGUUGUGAUUGGUAAGCUUUUCCUACAGGAUCAAGGAGUCCUGGGUUCAGUCCCAGUUCUAGCCACUUUUUGUAGAUGAUUGUACUUUAUUAUACUUAUACACUGUACAGACGAUAAAUUAUUAGAAUACAGAUGUCCUUUCAUUGAGUACAGAACUCAAUGAAAGGCAUUCACUGACUGAACUUUCAAUGGUGGUCCUCAUGGAAAAAUUAAUAGUAAAAUCCAAAGUGGCGUCAUGACAAAAGAAAAAAAAAAGGGCAUCGGAACAAAUGAAUGAAUACAGGGCUACAGAUGUAAAUUCAUGCAUUACUAAAAUUACAGCUGUAAUGCAGGAAGUGAAGGAGAACAACCCGGAGUAUAACAUUGUCAUAUCAAUCGUUUCACAAGUGUAUACACAAGAUCAAUCGAUAAUUCAUAAUCAAUAAAUACAAUGAGAAGUGAAAGAGUUCUGUAGUAAGAUGGGUUGUCCAUGACAACAACAAAGAACUACAUGUAGCAAUGGAUAACAAGAUAAAUGUGAAGGAGUAAAAGACAAAUGACCCAAAAGUGGUGCACCUAAGAAGAGGUGCUUUGAAGGUGAUUAGAAAUGUAAAAGGAAAAGUUGAAAAGGUGAAACAAAAUCAAGUUACCUGUUUACUGUGUACUGUACUCCCUUUACUUAAAGGCAGAAUCAGAUCUAUGGGGGUGACAAAAUUACAAGCAACAUGAACAAUUGACCUACCAAUCUAUUCCUUACAAUCUCAAAUACAAUAUCUCCCAAAAGAUUCAUGAUAUGUUAUAAAUUGGUGAAGUUAUAAUGGAUUCAAAGUGCUAAAAUGGGUGAAAAAUGUUUAAAUUCUCC
Messenger RNA from Owenia fusiformis, 1812 nucleotides. NCBI's taxonomy places the organism in Eukaryota, Metazoa, Annelida, Polychaeta, Sabellida, Oweniidae. The record is from the annotation of a GenBank genome assembly.